CAGCUCCGGCGGGAAUGCGGGUGGGUGGCGGUUGGGCCGGCGGUUGGCGCCAAAAGUCACCGGGCGCGCGCGGCCGGAGCCCCGGGAGCGAGCGCGAGCGCGCGUGCACGCACGGACAGAGUUCCCCCCCCCCACACCACCACAUCUUCAAUGCUGGAAGCUUUUACCAGCAGUCAGUUAAAAUGAUGCAGAAGUAUUUCACCGAAGGACAGGUUUACACUGUUCCAAUCAUCCAGUCGGACUUGCGCCGUGAAGAAGCCAUACACCAAAUCAGCGAUGCCCUUCAGUACCUCCAGAAAAUCUCCAAUGAUAUCUUCAAUAGGGUUUCCCAAAACGUGGAAAGUAAUCAAACUCGUUUGAGGUCCAUCAGUGACCGGAUCAACCUGGCACAAGCCAAGAUCACGAAAAUCAAAGGCAGCAAGAAAGCCACUAAAGUGUUUUCCAGUGCAAAGUACCCUGCACCUGACAGGCUUCAAGACUACGUUUCAAUUUUCACUGGUGCAGAUGGCUCCACUUUGCAGAAGCGUCCACGCUGCAAGAUUCACAGCAAGCUGAAGCCUCUGGAUGAGAAAGCAGCACAGGAGAAAAUAAAGCUUUAUCAUGUGUGUUUGAAAACGACGUCGCGGGAAGACAAUGAGAUGGAAGAAGGGUUGGGACGUCUACCACGAAAUAUCAGUUCCAUCAGCUCUCUUCUGCUAUUCAACACAACUGAGAACCCGUAGGUAUCACUGAAUCACUUGUAUAAGAAAUAUGUUCUAUUGGAUCCAUUAGCUGGUGCUGUGACCAAAACUCACACUGCACUUGAGACGGAGAAAGAGGAGAAGCCGUUUGAUGCACCACUCUCUAUCACCAAGAGAGAACAGCUUGAAAGACGGACAACAGAGAAUUAUUUCUACGUUCCAGACCUGGGUCAGGUGCCAGAGAUAGAUGUGCCGUCCUACCUGCCCGACCUACCUGGCAUAGCCGAUGACCUCAUGUACAGUGCUGAUCUAGGUCCUGGUAUCGCACCCUCUGUACCAGGAAGCAAUAUGCCUGAACUGCCCAGUUUCAACAUCGAACCUGUCUACACAAAUGGCCCAGAUCAGCAGAACACUCAUCUCCCGCUGCCAUCCGUAGAGCUGCCCCCGCCUGAACUACUGACGCCUACGAGUGCUCCUCCUCCACCCCCGCCACCCCCACCACCUCCACCUCCAGCCGAGUCCACCAGCAGUCAACCGCCAGACGGUAUUGCUCAGGGGGCACCUCGGGAGGUAGUGAAGCCCUCGAACGGAAGAGCCAAUCUGCUGGAGUCCAUCCGGCAGGCGGGAGGGAUUGGGAAAGCCAAGCUGCGCAAUGCCAAAUCCAUUAAAAUGGAGAAGAAGAAACAGAAAGAGCAGGAACAAGGUGGGACAAGGGAAGGAGCCGGCAAUCUGAUGUCUGAUCUCUUCAACAAGCUCGCAAUGAGGAGAAAAGGUAUUUCGGGUAAAGGUCCUCAACACAGUGAAGGUGGUGGUGGUGGUGACGGGACAGGGGAGGUUCCUGCCACAGGUGGUGCCUUUGCACGAAUGUCUGACGUGAUCCCACCCCUCCCACCUCCGCACCAACAGACUGCUGAAGAUGACGAAGACUGGGAUGCAUGAGGCCGUCUGACUGACUUGGCAAAGAUGUCCGCUUUAAACCUCUGCUUCCCGCAUAACCUUCAA
Molecule: messenger RNA, 1682 nt
Organism: Amblyraja radiata (thorny skate)
Lineage: Eukaryota; Metazoa; Chordata; Chondrichthyes; Rajiformes; Rajidae
Gene: wash1
Product: WAS protein family homolog 1
Exons: 12
Biological process (GO): endocytic recycling; Arp2/3 complex-mediated actin nucleation; retrograde transport, endosome to Golgi
Cellular component (GO): recycling endosome; early endosome; WASH complex
Molecular function (GO): actin binding; alpha-tubulin binding; gamma-tubulin binding
Source: RefSeq, a predicted model, not a curated record